UCACAAGUGGGGCCUCUCCCAAAUCUCUCAGAUUCUCCACAAUUAGCUCGAGUAGUUCCUGAAUCACCCCCUGCUCCUCCCACUGUUGACAUCCCUCCACAGGAUAAAAUUAUGGCAGUGUUGUCAGAAAUUUUGAAAGAACAGAAAAAGCUGACAGAGGAGGUUAACAAAUUGAGAGGAGAGGUCCAAAGGAUUAAGAACAAAGAAGCACUCUCAAUGACCAAAGUGUCAGUAGAAGGGUCAACUAUUGAGAAGGAGUAUAUAAAUUUCCUAAAAGCCAAAUUCAGCGUAUUUCCGUGGAUCAGUUUCCAAGAUCAAGAAAUACAGGGAAUGCUGAAGGACUUUACCAGUAAAGCAGGUUGGGCAGAAAGAAGUCAUGUCCUGGGGGUUUUGUCGAGCUUUGGCUCGACAAAAUUUACUUAUUACAGGAACCAGACAAGAGCAAAGUUAAUGGGCAACAAGGAGAUUGAUGUGGAGGGACUUUCUUUAAAGUCCCUCCACAACUACCUGUGGAAGUGUUUUUUGCCACCAGCAAUUCCACUUGUGGACAUAGAGAGGGAACGCUUGACCUUAUUGCUGAGAUCUUUCUGCGCAUCACAGAAAUUGUUCCGUAAAGGAGGAACAAGUGGCUUUGCUUUCUGGGCUGAAUUCCAUAAGUUUGUGGACACCGUCAACAAGGAUGGUAGACUGGACAAGUGGGAGAAAUUGGAGGAAAAGGAGGAGAGAAGAAUUGAGAAAUAUUUAUCAUAACUUUUUAAAUUAAGAUUUUAUAAAUUCAAGUUAUUGUUUAUUGUAUAUUUGUGUAUUUCUUCUUUAAAAUCAUGUGCAGUUAUUGAUUUACUUGUUACUUUUAAAUAUAAUAUGUUUUUAUAUGUGUAUCAAAGGAACUGAAAUUUAGCACAAAAUAUAAGUAUCGACAAGUGCUAA
Molecule: messenger RNA, 927 nt
Organism: Ostrea edulis (European flat oyster)
Lineage: Eukaryota; Metazoa; Mollusca; Bivalvia; Ostreida; Ostreidae
Exons: 6
Coding region: 112-750 (212 amino acids)
Source: RefSeq, a predicted model, not a curated record